UUUUUGAUACCUUCCAGCUACAUCUUCAUUAGACUAACCGCUUCUUCAUACUGCCUUGCGCUGUUAUCACGUCUGACUGACCAUCUUCUGUUCUCAUUAUACAGCAUCAAACAUACAAAGCCGCUCUCUUUGCCCUUCCAUUCGCCCCCGGACGCCAUCCCGUGACAUCAUUAGGGGGAAUCCUCCAACUACAACUCUUUGCUUUCAGCCCCAAUUCAACGAGAAAUACUAUCUAUCCUCCACCGGUAACGCUCGAAUCCUGAGCGUCCGUUGGCCUCAGCCGUGAAUCCGUCCGUCGUUCCCUUCUAUCCGCUCGACUGUCGCUUUUUUUUUCUCCCUCACCCCGUCAAUACCGCCAAGCUGUCUUCCCCAAUUCUACUUCAGCGCACCGUCUCCUACGACGCGGCGAACAAACCUCCGCGCCGGGGAAGCAUCUAUCUCAACAUGCCCGAGCGAAACACAGGAGGAGAAGGAGCUGCUGGAGCUCGAAGGAGGAGAUCUAGCAGUAUCCUCCAGGUCUACCACGAGCCUCCGGAGACUCUCGAGCAAAUCAGUGAUCAGGCUUCUCUGCCUAAUCUCAACGCCAACUGGACAAAUGCCAAAGGUGCUUGGACCAUCCAUCUUGUCCUGAUUCUCUCUGCCAAGAUUAUCUUCGACGCGAUCCCUGGUGUCUCACAGGAGACUUCAUGGACCCUUACCAACAUGUCCUACAUGUUCGGUUCCUACAUCAUGUUCCACCAUGUCCGCGGUGUUCCUUUCGAUUUCAACAGUGGUGCUUUCGACAACCUCAACAUGUGGGAGCAAAUUGAUAACGGGGCGCAAUACACACCAACCAAGAAGUUCCUUCUCAGUGUCCCAAUCGCCCUUUUCCUUGUCAGCACCCACUACACACAUUACGACUUGACGUACUUUACCAUUAACUUACUGGCUGUCUUGGGAGUCGUCAUCCCUAAGCUACCUUUUAGCCACCGAAUGCGUUUCGGUCUAUUCUCAGGAAUUCCGGAGGAAUAAGCUACGACGGAGGAGCAGAGACGGAAUAACUACCGCGGGCCUGACUCGUUCCGCUGAUAUCAGGGGCGUUAGGAUACGGCAAUCUUCGGCAUAAAAGAGAAUGGGAGGCACUGCAAAAUAAAAGAAGGGGUCGAGAUUGUGCAAGUUAAUAGCGAGUAUUAUGGGUCACGCAGCUGGCGGACGUAAUACUCGGUCUUUCAGCGGUAGCAUCGAAACAACAAUUGGAUUUUGGGUACCAGCGUCUCCUCAACACUGUCAUUCUUGCGUGAGCCACUCUCAUAUCCUACGAAUACCUGACCUCCCCGCACCGUUGUCAUGGGCGCUGGCAAACCUUGUCGGGCGUUUUGUCCGGUGGUGAUGUGCAUAAUGUCCUCACGAAGAACAAGAGAGGCCGCCUCUAAAGCCUUACUAUGCCAUCGUCUCAUUAUCGAAUCGCUUCAUCAUGCGAUGUCAUAAUACAAAGGUAUUUGUGGUGAGCUGGCGUCAGGUCUCUGAGGCAAUCGGCGUCCCCUAUCGCUUCAACUGAGGGCAGCAUUUGCAUGUGGACGAGUAGCGUAAUGGAUUCUUAUCCAUC
This is a messenger RNA of Fusarium graminearum PH-1, 1585 nucleotides long. RefSeq lists its product as uncharacterized. NCBI's taxonomy places the organism in Eukaryota, Fungi, Ascomycota, Sordariomycetes, Hypocreales, Nectriaceae. Gene Ontology annotation, biological process: intracellular sphingolipid homeostasis; ceramide metabolic process; negative regulation of ceramide biosynthetic process. The coding region runs from base 445 to 1011 and encodes 188 amino acids. The record is from RefSeq and is a predicted model, not a curated record. The transcript is spliced from 3 exons. Gene Ontology annotation, cellular component: endoplasmic reticulum membrane.